UUGUCAAGGUGUGAUGAUUCAGUCACCUCGCUCUUAUUUACCAGACAGCAUGUCUCGUACUCACAGUUUUCUUCCUUUCCUCGUGCUGUUGCUGGUCUUUUCAACAGAAGGCGCUCUCUUUGGAUAUUAUAUGGCUCAUUGCCAGUUUACUUCCCCUGACGGCCACGAUGCCGUGUACGUGGAGCAGUUUUACUUUAAUAAGGUGUUAGAAGGCCAAUACAACAGCAGUGUGGGGAAAGUAGUUGGUUACACAAAGAACGGAAUAGAAGUUGCAGAUAAGCUCAACGGUGACAAGGACUUUAUGAAACGUGAGGUAUGGAAAUCAAACCUUUGCAAAAGAAAUGUCCCACUGAUUUAUGAUGAGCUCCAGAAUUCAGUUGAGCCCUACGUUUGGCUGAGGUCUGUGGAUGCAGCAGACAGCAGACAUCCAAGCAUGCUCGUCUGCAGCGCGUACAACUUUUACCCAAAACAAAUCAAAUUGACGUGGCUCAGGGACGGAAAGCAGACAACAACCGAUGUGACUUCCACAGAGGAGCUGCCAAAUGGAAACUGGCUCUAUCAGAUCCACUCCUACUUGGAGUAUACACCCAAACCCGAGGAAAAAAUCUCAUGCAUGGUGGAGCAUGCAACCCUCAUGAAGCCCAUGAUAUAUGACUGGGAUGAUCCAUGGCCCAUGCUUUCUGGACAUUUACACAAGACGAACAACAAUGAAGACAAGCUCUCUUGCCAUCUUGCAAGACGCUGUCUCUGUCCAACAGAACCAUCGCCUGACUCAGGGAGAGAUAAGAUUGCUGUUGGUGCAGCAGGGCUGCUGCUGGGUUUGGUGUUUUCAGUUGCUGGGCUCAUUUACUACAAGAAGAAAUCCAGUGGGCGGGUCGCGGUGUCAACAACCGAGGUUUUAUACCCCGAUGUCACACUUUGAGUCGGAGCAGCCUUUUGGAUUUCACUGAGAUUUUGGUUUCAAUGAUGUAAAACGUUGUGGUCAACUUGUCCUUAAACUGCCGUCUGAGCUUUUCACAGAGACUCACAUCAUCCACAUUUUCUCUUCACACUGUAAACUUGACCCAAACUCUGCAUCACAUCAGCUGAGCUUCCACCAGCAAACAGCUGCGUGCUGUUUCCUGUCUGCUUUAUUUUGGAAAGAAGAAUUGACAAAGUAAAUGUAAUAUGAUGGGUUUUUUUUUUUUUUUAGCUUACUCUACCGCCCUCAAGUGGCCAAAAAUCAGUUAAUGCAGGUAAACCUUCAGCACAUGUUGAAAAUGGCAGCUGUAAAGCACUGCUGGGUGGAAACAGGAAAUGGGCAGUAAGGGCAUAACAUUUGGGGAUUGCAGAGAAAAUGUGUAAUUAUUCAAAUUCAUGUUUGUCUAAUCUGUGUAACAAACACAUAUGUCAUCCUAUCUUUCUAUCCCAGCUACCCUGGUGUGGAUGGUAAAUCAAUUUUUUUGCAUUAAUGUCGUUUAACUACUGAUAAUAAAUAAAACACUUGC
This is a messenger RNA of Oreochromis aureus, 1487 nucleotides long. Its product is annotated as rano class II histocompatibility antigen, A beta chain-like. Gene Ontology annotation, molecular function: MHC class II protein complex binding. Gene Ontology annotation, biological process: peptide antigen assembly with MHC class II protein complex; positive regulation of T cell activation; antigen processing and presentation of exogenous peptide antigen via MHC class II. The coding region runs from base 14 to 922 and encodes 302 amino acids. Gene Ontology annotation, cellular component: membrane; MHC class II protein complex. The transcript is spliced from 7 exons. The record is from RefSeq and is a predicted model, not a curated record. Lineage: Eukaryota; Metazoa; Chordata; Actinopteri; Cichliformes; Cichlidae.